Messenger RNA from Zasmidium cellare ATCC 36951, 1644 nucleotides. Its product is annotated as carbohydrate-binding module family 13 protein. The transcript is spliced from 2 exons. Gene Ontology annotation, molecular function: hydrolase activity, hydrolyzing O-glycosyl compounds. NCBI's taxonomy places the organism in Eukaryota, Fungi, Ascomycota, Dothideomycetes, Mycosphaerellales, Mycosphaerellaceae. The record is from RefSeq and is a predicted model, not a curated record. Gene Ontology annotation, biological process: carbohydrate metabolic process. The coding region runs from base 1 to 1644 and encodes 547 amino acids.
AUGGCUGUGUUGCCUGUUCAACAAGCCUUUGCGUCGCUGGAGAAUCCUCAGCUCUUGCCGACUCCUCCGAUGGGAUUCAACAACUGGGCCAGAUUUGAAUGCGACUUAAACCAAACCCUCUUCACAGAAACAGCAGACGCAAUGGUCUCAAGAGGUCUCCUCAAAGCUGGCUACGACCGCGUCAACAUCGAUGACUGCUGGCCUCUUUACGAGCGUGCUCAGAAUGGGAGCUUGCAAUGGAACGAGACACUCUUCCCCAAUGGGCUGCCUUGGUUGGGCAACUAUCUAAAGCAACGCGGCUUUCACUUUGGCAUCUAUUCGGAUGCUGGCAAUGAGACUUGUGGUGGCUAUCCUGGAUCACUCGGCUACGAGGAGAUUGACGCAAAGACGUUCGCUUCUUGGGGCAUUGAUUACCUCAAGCUGGAUGGAUGUAAUGUCUACCCUAAGCCAGGACAGUCUGAUGAGGAGCGUUAUCAGGAGAUCUACUCACAUUGGCAUGAUAUCUUCAGUCAUUCUGAGAAUCCACUUAUCUUCUCCGAGUCGGCUCCCGCAUACUUCGCUGGUGAGGAUAACUUGACCGAUUGGUAUACGGUUAUGGACUGGGUUCCGGUCUAUGGAGAGCUUGCUAGGCAUAGCCAGGAUGUUGUUGUCCACAAAAGCAGCAAGCGACCUUGGAACAGUGUUAUGGCGAACUAUGAUCAAGAAGUGAGACUUGCUCGAGAGCAGGGUGUCGGAUACUACAACGACCCGGACUUCUUAAUUGCUGAUGAGCCGGAAUUGACAUUCGAGGAGAAGAAGAGCCACUUCGCCCUCUGGUCAUCACUCUCCGCGCCGUUGAUUAUCAGCGCGUACAUCCCCGAUCUCCCCGAGGAGACUAUCGAAUACCUCACCAACGAGAACUUCAUCGCCGUAGACCAGGACAAACUCGCCUUACAAGCCACUCUGGUCUCGCACGACGGAACAUGGGACGUGCUGGCGAAGUCUCUCUCCAACGGAGACCGCCUGGUUACAAUCCUGAACAACGGCAGCAGCACCGGCACCAUUGAAGUCCCGCUGUCAAGAAUCGGAUACGCAGGCUCCUCGCAACGCGGCUGGUGGCCUGGCCCUGGUUCCAACCUCCAAGUCAAAGAUCUCUGGACUGGAAAGGUCUCCUCGCUGAGUGCUCAGGGGCGAAAUGCCGCGAUUAAAGCUACUGUCCCUUCUCACGGCACGGCAUCGUACCGCAUCAGUGCGAGGCAGGGUCCAAGACCUUACGGCUCGUCUUCUGCUGGAUCAUUGUGGACCCCAACGGGAAUCAUCUUCAACGCAGACUCGUUCCACUGUCUCACGUCCCGUAAUGGGAAACUCAGCUGGACGACCUGUGACGCCUCGGACGGACAGGUGUGGCGAGUUGGGAAGAAUGGCGCUACGAUCAAACCCCUUUCCAACAGUAAUGAGUGUCUCGCACCCUCUGGGGGCCAGGCUACGUUGGGUCCUUGCCGUGGCGGUUCUCAGUGGAAGUAUGAUCGUACCGGGAACAUUCGGAGUACGGCGAACUCGAAUAGUUGUCUUACGGAGGGGAGUGAUGGCAGCGUGGUGGUUCAGGCAUGUGGACGGUUGGAGGAUAGUCAGGUCUUUGAUAUUCCUUCGGGGUGGCAGUUGUAA